AUGAAUUAUUCGCAACCCGCGAGCCUUGACGGGGGCGGCGCGGGGGGGGGGGACCCGGAAUCAGCCUGCUGGUGCGUAAAAGCGCUGCUGGCGCCGAGGGCCGCGCGUCCCUGGUUCGCUCUGCGCUUCUCCAGCGUGGCCAGGGGUGACCCUCGCCUCUCCGCCGCCGUCUUCUUCCUCCUACGUUCCUUCUCCCGCCGGGGGUCUUGCGAGGCGUCCUUCUCUCGCCUCCCCCCCGCCCCCCCGCCCAGCCUCGGAAGGGCUGGAGAAGCGAGCCUCCCUCGUUUAGACUCCAGGCAUGUAGGGGAGAGCUGUGAGAUCACCCGGGUUAUAAAUAUCUCCGUGCCAGCAGCUCCGCGCUCUCGGAUCGCGCUCUCCCUCCAGCGGGCCGACGAUGCCUUCCCUGCGCGCCGGAGCGCAAGCCCGUUUGCCCCAGAGGUGCCGCGGCAUUCGCAGCCGCCUCCGCAAAAUGCCCUGCGCGUCCCUCCCGCUGGAAGAAUGAGCUUGUCUUUCUUCCUCUGCCUUCUCUUUCUCAGCCACCUGAUCCUCCUCGCUUUGGCACAGAAGGAGACGCUGCCCCCCAGAGCGCAACUUGGAGACGCGGCUUUGCGUGCCAAAAACAGCAGCAGAAGCAGGCUUGGAAGUAGGAAUACCACUUCUUCUUCUUCUUCUUCUUCCUCCUCCUCCUCCUUUUCAGCCCCUUCCCCUUAUUUCGCCCCCUCUUCGGGAGUUCAAGGCAGUGGUUCCGAAAGGAGCAGUUUCCAGUGGAGCCCAUCCGGGCGCAGAACCGGCAGCCUCUAUUGCAGAGUGGGCAUCGGUUUCCAUCUCCAAAUCCACCCCGAUGGGCAUGUCAACGGCUCCCACCAAGGCAGUAUCUUAAGUAAGUGCGUUUCGCUUCUCUCUCCGCCCCUUGCCUGGGGAACUGGGGCCACUCGGGGACAUAAAAUUCAAUGUUGCAGUUCAGGGUGUUCAUUUUUUAAUUUAUUUUUUAAAGAGCAUAUUUAGUGGUUGCUUUUAUAGGAAUCUGUGGGCAGGUGCUUAUUCCUAAACGUUCUUUUUUAAAAAAAUCGUACACAUUUUUAGUCUUGCUCGGUGUAAGUGCGGCUACCUACCUGCCCAGAGCCCUUGCGACCCUAGGACUAAGAACUUUACGCAUUUGAUGUAAAUUCGGUUAAAAUGAAAAGCUUGGCUUCUGGGCACACGCUGAAGUCCCUGUGUUGCAGCCCAGAGCCGUUCAGAGGGACGCAGCUCAAAGAGAUGGAAAUUUCGCCAGUGACUUCGACAGCAAGUAGAUUGCUCCCGUAGCAGGUGGAGAUCCUCAUAAUCUGUCUUCAAUUUGGCCUCUGGAGGGAAUGCAGAGAAGCAAGGUGGACUUCCCCACCCCCCACCCAAAAACCCCCAACUCCCUGGCUUGUUUGUCCUUCUUCAUAGAAGUUUACACCCUGAUUGGGGAGAGCUGGGAACAGAGGUCAUUCUAUGCGGGUGUCUGCAUAUUGGAUACACAGCAUUUUGUAAAUGGAAAAGUGCCAUUAAUAACUUUACUACUACUAAUGAUGGUGAUAAUGAUAAUAACAAUAGUGAUGGCUUUAAGCAGGGCACAGACUACUGCAGGUUUUUCUUUGCACAAAUCAACGUUUUGGUGUCUUCUUUGCUUCUGAGUGCCUUGCCUCUGCUUCACUCCUGUCCUAUUGGAAUUGUGGAUUCAGACUGCAGUCUGAUAACCCUUUACCUGGGAGUAAGCUCCUUUGAACACGUUGGGCCUUGCCUCUGAACGGACAUGGGUAGGAUUGCAUCACACUUCCUCUGCACACUUUCCCAGAAUUAAGUUCCGCUGGGAUGUACUUAAAAAGUGAAACACGCCAGUAUCAGCGAUAGAACAAUCGCAUGAUAAUGUGAACAGCUGAAUAACACAGCGUGUCAUGUUCACCUGUUGGUGAACAUUUUAUGUUUGGCUGAUAGGAACCAUCAGAAGCGGAUUGAUAAUUCCAAAUGCAAAUAGGAACAGUGAUGGGAAUAGUGCAAAAGGCAUUGGCUGGGGAGCAUACACAGUUUGAAUAGCCAAUGUCCAGUUUAUAUAGCCAGCAGCCAAACGUUAAAUGUUUUUCCAGGGUUGUGGCAAGAGGGAAGAUCAUGUAUUUGAAUGUUCCCACCAUCCAAAAAUCCUUGCUAAACUGUAUUUCUACAUGGAACCCCCACUUUUAAAAGCAUCCCCCACUUUCUCAGUUAUGAAGUUAUGAAAUACGCAGUUCUCAGACAGCAGUCUGGUAAAGGGCAAACUUUACUGCUCAAGUUUCUGUUGUGACUGAUAAAAGAAAAAGUGGGGGGGGGGGAAGCAAACUACUGAGAAUAACAGUGCUUCUUGGGACUUAGCAGAACUGAAACUAAUUGCAAGGAGUGGUUAGAUUUCUCCAGCAAAUUCUAAAUGACAAUAGGUUUUGUUGUAAUAUGAAACCAUUUUGGCACGUUAAGUGGUAUUUUAAAACAAAAUAGUUAUGAUAAAUUUUUAUUUGGAUUUCCCCCUUCAGCAUUACUGAAGAUGUAAAAUCCUUGAAUUUAGUAAAAUGUAAAGAUUACUGUCAUAAAGUUUAUCGAGAGUUUUAAGUUUUCCUCCUGUAGUGCAAAGGGAUUAGUGACUAUCGCUGAAAGUUUAAUUUUUAAAAGGGAAAAGUAGUAAUGUUUUAAGUAUCUCCCAAGUCCUACUGAUAUUCUGGAAUGCUGCUCUGAAGUAUCUGAUUUCCAUGAAACUUUGUUUUGGCUCUAUUGCCUAGUGCAGGUGUCCUAGGCCUAAUUCUCACUGGGGUGGCAACUGCAGGUUGGAGAAGAUUGGACAGCUUCUCUCUGCCACCUCCCCCCAAAAAAACUCAUUGCAUGUAGAGAUCUAGCAUGUCAGGGUGAUUGCUAGAGUAGGACCCUUCUCCCUAACUUGCUACUUUUCUGUAUACAGAGGCGGAGUUAUAGCAAAGAGCCACUCCCUGCAGUCUGGAAUUGUGCAUCCCUAACUGAGGGACGCGGGUGGCACUGUGGGUUAAACCACAGAGCCUAGGACUUGCCGAUCAGAAGGUCGGCAGUUCGAAUCCCCGCAACGGGGUGAGCUCCUGUUGCUCGGUCCCUGCUCCUGCCAACCUAGCAGUUCAAAAGCAUGUCAAAGUGCAAGUAGAUAAAUAGGUACCGCUCCGGCGGGAAGGUAAACGGCGUUUCUGUGUGCUGCUCUGGUUCGCCAGAAGCGGCUUAGUCAUGCCGGCCACAUGACCCGGAAGCUGUACGCCAGCUCCCUCGGCCAAUAAAGCAAGAUGAGCGCCGUAACCCCAGAGUCGGCCACGACUGGACCUAAUGGUCAGGGGUCCCUUUACCUUUAACUGAGGGUGGGAGGACACAACACGCAACAGGUCAAAUGCAGCCCUCCAUCCUCUCUUUCUGACAUCUCAGACUCUCUUGAGGCCACACACCCCACCAGCCAUGUUCUAUGUCCCCCAUCAAGUGCUUUUCUCUGGCGGCUAAAAUGUGUCCUUGAACUAUCACAGCCCCUCUAGCCUGGAUGGAGAGAUGCUGGGAUGGUGAUACAGAAAGUCCUGUUGGCUUUUGCAUGGCUGAGAUGUUGCCCUCCUAUCUUUUUUGUUGCUCCACCCACUUUUGGCUCCGCCCCCACCCAUUACUUGCACAAAUCAGUGGGCUGCAAAUCAGCUUGGUCCUUUUGCCUACAGAGCUGUAAGCGAUAAAACAGGGGUCAGCAAACUUUUUUGGCAGGGCCGGUCCACUAUCCCUCAGACCUUGUGGACUACAUUUUGAAGAAGAAGAAGAAAAAUGAGUGAAUUCCUAUGCCCCACAAAUAACCCAGAGAUGAAUUUUAAAUAAAAGGACACAUUCUACUCAUGCAAAAACAUGAUGCGGUCCCUGGGCCUUAGUUUGCCUACCCAUGUAAUAAAAGGUUAACUUCAUAACCAUGCUCUCCCCACUGACUUCCAGGAGAAUAAUUCUGAUUUAAGUAAGAUUAAAUUAGAUUAGAGGAUCUACCUGUUUACCUCUGGCUUCUUGUCUUCUGUGCUCACACCUCCCUCCUAGAAUACCUGUGUGGCUGCCUCAUUCUCUUUUCUUUAUUCCUUGUUAAUCAUUGGAACAAAGGCAAUGCACUGCCGAGGUAGAUUAGGGUAAAAGAUAGUUACUGGCCCAAGGUCAUGCAGUGACCUACGCUAACCUACCUCUGAGGGACGCGGGUGGCGCUGUGGGUUAUACCACAGAGCCUAGGACUUGCCAAUCAGAAGGUCGGCGGUUUGAAUCCCCGCGAUGGGGUGAGCUCCCGUUGCUAGGUCCCUGCUCCUGCCAACCUAGCAGUUCGAAAGCACCUCAAAGUGCAAGUAGAUAAAUAGGUACUGCUCUGUUGGGAAGGUAAAUGGCGUUUCCGUGCGCUGCUCUGGUUCGUCAGAAGCGGCUUAGUCAUGCUGGCCACAUGACCUGGAGGCUGUACGCUGGCUCCCUCGGCCAAUAAAACAAGAUGAGCUCCGCAACCCCAGAGUCGGUCACGACUGGACCUAGUGGUCAGGGGUCCCUUUACCUUUACCUCAGAGGGCUGUUGUGAGAAUAAUGUGUGUGUGCAGAGGUGGGGGAAAGCUGCAUAUAUCAUAUUGAGCUUCAUGGAGUAAAUAUAAAAUGAAUGAAUGAAUGAAUGAAUGCAGCUCUGCACAUUAGUGUUAGGAAAAGGUCAUCGGUCACAUUAACUCCCAUGUAUUGCUUAAGUGCUUUAGCACUGUGGUUUCUGAGCUAUGGUUUGUUUGGCCUUAGCCCAGAAGUUCUGGGAUAGGAGCAAGUCAGGCAUUGCUUCCCUAUAGGGGUAGAGUUACAGGGAAGCCUGGGGGGGGGGCUGCUUCCUUCCGGGAUAUAGAUUGGUCUCAACUAGGGCCAGGGCCUUUUCAGUACUGGCCCCGACUUGGUGGAAUGCUCUGUCACAAGAGACUAGGGCCCUGCAGGACUUGACAUCUUUCUGCAAGGCCUGCAAGACAGAGCUGUUCCGCCUGGCCUUUGGUUUGGACUCAGUCUGACCCUUAUGUUUCUCUCCCCUUAUGGUUUUGAUCUAUGGGCUACUAUUAAAAUGAGGCUGCAUUUUAAAUUGUAUUUUAACCGUAUUUUAUUUUAUUUUUCUCUCCCCCCCCCAUUAUGUUUUUAUUGUAAUUUUACUGAUGUUAGCCGCCCUGAGCCCAGCUCUGGCUGGGGAGGGCGGGGUAUAAAAAUUAUUAUUAUUAUUAUUAUUAUUAUAGCUCCCCCACCUGACUCUCAAGAAUUUCCCUCUUUCUGUUUAAAAAGUAAGUUCCUAGACUUUACGUGUAAAAAGUAAGGAAGGACAACACACAGGCAGCAGUUCUACCCAACUGCCAACUAAGAAGCAAGAGAGCCUGUGGUGCAGUGGGUCAGUGCGUCUGGCUGUUUACCAGAAGGUUGUUGGUUUGAGCCCACCCAGGAAUGGUGUGCGCCUGCAUUGCAGGGGGCUGGACUAGAUAACCCCUAGUGUCCCUCCCAACUCCAUGAUUCUAUAAGCAAUGCAACUAAAUAACUUUAUGCUUGCUGUGCUGCAAUAAUUCCCCAGCCCAUUAAAGCCCCUUUGUGAUACAAUUCCUGGCUAAGGGGAUUGCUGCUUAAUUCCUUCACUACCAGGUCCUGGGCCCAGUGCACUGUAAGUGGAUUGGGUCCCUUGGUCCACUGAAAAAGAAGGCGCUGAUCUGCAUAAGAUUUGCACCUGCUUUGUGUUAUGUGCAGGUUUGUGUCCUAUUUUGCAGACCUAGGAGUAAGUCCCUUUAAACACAAAGUGACCUGAAUUAGACGUGUACACCAUUGUACUGUAAGUUAGCUAUACAGUGAAUUCUUAAUGAGUACCUGUUCUUCAUAUCCUGCACAGUAGGAAACAUGCCUAAGCCUCUUUGCAAAGUUUUCACAUUUUGCAUUUAACUUUUUUUUGGGGGGGGGGGUUAACUAGCACUUGUGCAUCUUGUGUUUGCCGAAAAUGACAUCUAGGGAGUACCUGAUCUCAGGAGAACCCACCACAGGAAAGAUACUUCUUGGUUGCUAGGGGAGAAGGAAGGGGAAACCAUGGAGUUUCCAAGUAUUUGAAAAUGAGACAGAAACAGAAAAAGUGUACCAAAGGGGGAAACAGAAACUCACAGACCCCACAGAUUCCUAUGGCCCGGUAUCUAAGCCACUCACUCAUCAAUCACAGCUCUGACUUCACUCAUUGGUUAAAACACUGAUAGGCGGUAGCAGUCAGACUGACUCAUCUCACAGAAAUUGCAUAGGAGGUACCUGCAUAUUUCACUUCAUAACUUUUCUUCCAGGAGAGCUAGAAACUUACUUAUAAAAAAUGAGGCCCAUUCUGGCUAUGAGCCUAGUACAUCAGUACCCUUGUACCCUGUGUGCAGCAUCGGUGCCGGCCCUACCAUUAGUGAGUGUCAUGAAAGGUCAGCAUAUUGUUAUAUUAUCCCAUUUAUGAUUGCUGUUGCAUUCUGAGCGCACAGGAGAGGUGCUUGUUGGAUUUUCUGCCUUGGGUUCCAAAAGAACAUAGCUGGCCUUGGGUACAAGGCAGCACGAGUUAGCAAGGGGUGGGUUGGUGGCAUUUGCUGUCCUGGCUCAGGUGGCAAAAUGUCUUGGGUCAUUCCCUACCCAUUGUGAAGGUGUGUUUAGCAUGAAUUUGUAGAACAGGGUUCUGCAACCCUGUUCCCAUCAUCCCUGACCACUGGUCCUGUUAGCUAGAGAUGAUGGGAGUUGCAGUCCACAAACAGCUGGUGUGAAGGAUCAAUUUUAGGGCAGAGAUUUGGACUAUAUGAGUUUCAGGAACGUUCUCAUUCUGAGGAUGCAAUGAAAUUACUUCCAGAAUAAUGGGCUUUGGGGUAACUUGCUAGACAGCUUUUAUCUCUGUUACAGAAGCAUCCUUCUAAGUUGCACUGGUAUCACUGCUGUUUAACCAAACCUUUUAUUUACGCAGCAAGAACUAGAACAUGUGAGUCGCUGCUGAGCAGUUCCUGCUGGAAAAAAAGCGCUUAUUGUGUCAGCAGUUUACUGCGAUUCAUCCCACUUUCCCCAGCCUCUUUAUUUCACGGCAUUGUUCGCCUCUCCUCGAGUGCCUAGUUUGAAUUAUCCAUCUGCCUCCAGCUGUUCCUUGUCAAAUCUCUCUCUUUUUAUUUUUCAUCUGCUCAUUUUCUUUCAGUAUCCAUAAAUAUUUACACAGUGACAAUGAACUAUAAAGAUAGUAAGGACCAGGCAAAAGCAAUCGUUCACAAAUGGCAGCAUCUAUUGGAUUCCCUCCCCACAAAAAAACCCCCACAACCCAAAGAAACAUGAAAAAAAUAAAGAAAGGAAAAAGAGGAAAGAGGAACAUGCCCUCUUCCAUGUUUAUUUAUGCCUUUGGCUAUGCAUGAUUCCUGCAUUCCAGGUGCCCAGUUUAAUGGUCUCAUGGACAGCCAGUGCCAUUCCAUAAAUAGUUAUCUGGUACUAGAAUCACAUGAUGAGGGUUCCAGUACUGUGUCACUCACAAAUUUCCAUGAACAAAUCAUAGGGGCCACUUCUGGACUGUCGUUAUUUUGUAGGUGGGAUUCAAUUUCAUACAAGUAAAUUCAGGUUGUGCAAUUGAAGUGGAUCUGGUGGUCUUGCACAAACCUUUUCAAUCAUUACCAUUUCUUGUGGUCAGGAAAGUGACAAGGAAAAUCACUGGAAACUGUGGGGGAAACCAUUGUUUGACAUGACAUGUCCUAUGUGUGUACAUUUAUGGGUCCGGGGGGGGGGGGUUAGUCUGUGUGAGAGAGUGUGUGAACAGGGUAAAGGUAAAGGGACCCCUGACCAUUAGGUCCAGUCGUGGCUGACUCUGGCGUUGCGGCGCUCAUCUCGCUUUAUUAGCCAAGGGAGCCGGCGUACAGCUUCCGGGUCAUGUGGCCAGCAUGUCUAAGCUGCUUCUGGCGAACCAGAGCAGCGUACGGAAACGCCGUUUACCUUCCCGCCAGAGCGGUACCUAUUUAUCUACUUGCACUUUGACAUGCUUUCAAACUGCUAGGUUGGCAGGAGCAGGGACCGAGCACUGGGAGCUCACCCCGUCGCGGGGAUUCGAACCGCCAACCUUCUGAUUGGCAAGUCCUAGGCUCUGUGGUUUAACCCGCAGCACCACCCGCGUCCCUGUGAACAGGGUAGCCACCGCCAAUUAUGGCAAUAUGUACUACUGUUAUGAGACACACAAACACCCUGGAACCUGGGAAAGGGUUUAAACAACCCCAACUUUAGCUCCAGAUUUCCAGCCUCAAUGGCCAGGGCUAAGGGGUUUAUCUAUCCUUUCGCUUGACCUGUGUUUUGGACUAGGAUCUUAUCAAAGAUGCAUGGAAAAUGCAAAGAGAGAUUUUGCUUAACCAAGCUUCGAUUAGGAGGGCAAUAUCAGAUUUUUGCAAGGCAGAGCCACAUAAGAAGAAAAGCUCUUGGACCUGGGGGAAUUAAUCGGGACAUAAUAUGAGCAAAAUAAAGGUUAAGCGGGACUGUGGAUCAGCCCCAGAGAAACACCCUUUGGACCCACCAGCACUGUACAGAAUGGUUUAACAACCAAUCCCUCUUCACAGGGAACUCUGAAUGUUGCAGCUCUGGGAGGGGAAUAGAGGGUCUCAGUACCCUUAACAAACUACAGCUCCCAGAAUUCUCUGGGGGAAGCUGUUUAAAGUGGCAUGAUGCUGCUUUAAAUGUGUAUAGUACAGAUGGGGCAUUUUCCAGCAUACGUCUUCUCUUUAGAGAAGGAGAGGUGUGGAGCAGAGCAGCCCAUAGCUGCUUUUGCUUUAGAACGUUCUGCAUCAAGUAAUAAUAUGCUUUUAACAAUUUCAACCAUUUUUCCUUUUGCAUCUCGUCUUUCAUGUUAUGACCCCCUAAUAGCUAGCGCUUAGAUUGUUCUUUCCAGGCUUUCGUAGCCCUACAGGGGAGAUUCAGAAUGUGCACUGCCAUGUAAAAAUAGUACCCGCUGCACUCCCUCGCUCUCUCCUUUUAGAAAGAACUGAUCCUUAUGCGGAUUCAGAGCCAGCGUUGUUCACCUUCAGCACAAAGUAAAUCUGCUCCUUCUAUCGUGCGUUUGCUUUUGAUAACCCCCUGAGCCAGAGCAACAGAAGACAAGAGGAAAACGUGCUCUCUUCAAAAGCAAACCACCAAAAGAUUUGAGAGGCAGGAUGAAGCGAGGACAGCAGCAGGAAAAUGAAAAGGCAGAGAUGGGCUUCUGAUGUUGUGGUCCAUCACAAAGGAGGGACAUGGGUGGCGCUGUGGUCUAAACCACUGAGCCUCUUUGGCUUGCCAAUCGGAAGGUCAGUGGUUCAAACCUGCAAUGGGGUGAGCUCCCAUUGCUCUGUCCCAGCUCCUGCCAACCGAGCAGUUUGAAAGCACACCAGUGCAAGUAGAUAAAUAGGUACCACUGUGGUGGGAAGGUAAACAACAUUUCCGUGCGCUCUGGCUUACUUCACAGUGUUCCUUUGCUUCAGAAGCAGUUUAGUCAUGCUGGCCACAUGACUCGGAAAGCUGUCUGCGGGCAAACAUUGGCUCCCUCAGCCUGAAAGCGAGAUAAGCGCUGGAACCCCCACAGCCGCCUUUGACUGGACUUAACUAUCCAAGGGUCCUUUACCAUCCCAAAGCAUUCAGUUCAGGAUUUGACCACACUUCUACUUGUCCCAUGCCUAGAAAGCAUGGGUCUGAGCGGUUUCCCACUUGCCCUGCUCCUUUUUCAGGGAAAAUCCACUCUUUAGUUCCAAAUCAGAACAAACAGCUAUCGACCAAAAGCCCAAUUGCCGUUUGCUCCGACUGAGUGCUAAAGAGUAGUUUUCCCUGCAGGAAAGCGGUAGGAGAAUCAUACAGUCAUAGAAUGGUAGAGUUGUAAAUUUGGCCACUAACUUGUUAGCAGGAAUGCGGCAGUCAGAAUAUAUUGCAUGGAUAUUAUACCAACUGCAUUGCUUACAUAGAAUCGUAGAAUCUUAGAGUGGGAAGGGACCCAAGGGUAAUCUAGUCCAACCCCCUGCAAUGCAGGAAUCUCAGCUAAAGCAUCCAUGACAGAUGGCCAUCCAACCUCUGCUUAAAAACCUCCAAGGAAGGAGAGUCCACCACCUCCCGAGGGAGGCUGUUCCACCAUCAAACAGCUAUUUCUGUCAGAAAGUUUUUCCUGAUGUUGAAGAAUCUCCUUCCUUGUAACUUGAAGCCAUUGGUUCAAGCCCUACCAUCCAGAGCAGGAGGAAACAGACCUGUUCCCUCUUCCAUGGGACAGCCUUGGAGAUAUUUGAAAGUGGCUAUCCUAUCUCCUCUCAGUCUCUUCUUUCCUAGGCUAAACAUACCCAGCUCCUUCAACCGUUCCUCAUAAGGCAUGGUUUCCAGACCUUUGAUCAACUUGGUCAGCCUCCUCUGCACACGUUCCAGCUUGUCAAUAUCCUUCUUAAAAUUGUGGUGCCCAGAAUUGGACACAGUGUUCCAGGCUUGGUCUGACCAAGGCAGAAUAGAGUGGUACUAUUACUUCCCUUGAUCUGGAUACCAGACUUCUGUUGAUGCAAUUGGAGAGCCCAAAGUCCGCAGCUGCAGAGGCUGCACCAUACCUGCCAGUUGCAUGGGCCAAUGUUCUGUCAAUGUGGUAGAGUGAUCAGAGUGUUGGCUAAGGGCUGGGAGACCAGGGUUCAAAUCCCCACUAAGCCACGAAGCUCACUGCAUGACCUUGGUCCAGUCACCAUCACUCAGCCAGAGUUGUUAGCAGAAGAAAAAGAGGAGACUGGGAAACACCUUAAGCUCCUCAAAGCAAAGAUGGGGUACAAAUUUAACAAAUAAACAAAGUCCUGAGUCCUGAGUAUAGAGAGGAUCAGGUAGCCCAGUGGGCUAGAUCCCAGCAUCGGGAAAAGAAGCUAAAUGUUUGGGCUAUUGUAUAUUGGCCUCUUCUUGUUUUAUGUUGAGCAAGAUGUGAUUUAAGUGCUCAUUUCAUCCUUCUUCACUGCUUCAAGGAGAGGAUGGUGGAGCUACAACUCAGGAUGUUAAACCUGCGCUGUUCCCCAGAGCCAGCAGAGAUCCAGGUUCUGCUUUUUCUGUGUUUGGAAUGAGUGUCUGGGAUGAGUUCAGCAUUACUUUUCUCCAUAGCUCAGUCGGCAGAGCAUGAGACUCUUAAUCUCAGGGUUAUGGGUUCAAGCCCCAUGUUGGGCAAAAGAUUUCUGCCUUGCAGGGGGUUGGACUAGAUUAAGGUUACCAGAUUUUCCCCCCCAAAGAAUCUGGGGACCCUUUUUUAAAAAAAAGAGAAAAAAGUUAUUUUUAAAAAGUUAUUAUUAUUAUUAUUAUUAUUAUUAUUAUUAUUAUUUUAUUACUUUUAAAAAAGAAGUAAUAUCUUCUCUUCUGUGGCCUCCUCUGUUGCACAACCUUCCUCUGGGCCCCGGCCUGCUCUCUAGGAGCGCUAGCUACAUGGAGUAGGCUCGGGUCAGACAUGGGCUUGGCCACGUAUCCUUGCCCUCCCGGUGCUCUCCUACAUCUCAUCAGUGGCGGCGGUGGCAGCAGCGUGGCAAGGUCGGGGCUCCCCUCUUUUUUCUCCUUCCUCUUUUCCUCUCUUCCUUCUCCUUCUCCUUCUCGUCUCCUUCUCCCUACGUCGGCUCUGGCAUUUUCCUGGCCCUGGAGCACUGCUGGAGAGUCGGCCGGGUGGUCGGGCGCUCUUGCUUCCGGCUCAAUUUGGGUCAUGGGGGGCAGCGGUUUCCCCAGUUGACGCACUGGGCACCCCUGGUUCCUUUUUGGUAGUGGCGGCAGCAGCGGCAGCCUCAGCAACCCAGAGGCAGCCUGGUAGCACAGUUGGCUCUGGCUGGCUCCAAGAGCUACUCGCUGCCAUGGCGCCCACCAUUUUGCCUCGCCAGAAGUCCCCAUAUGAUGUGUCUUGUGCCACUGAACCAAUCACACAACAUCCAUUCCCUGAUAAUAAAUCUACAACACUUAAAAUAUGAAUCCGGGGACAUUAAAUGAAAUCCGGGGUCGGAUUUUGUCCGGGGACAUAUUUGUAAAUCCGGGGACUGUCCCCGGAAACGGGGACGUCUGGUAACCAUAGACUAGAUGACCAUUGUAGACCCUUCCAACUGUAUAAUUUUGAGAAUGCUAUGAAUGCAUAGCCAAUGAAACUGGGUAAUGACAGCAGGGUGCUCCUUGUUUUCUUCAACCUAACAGCUGAUCGGGGUUCCAACAGUCACAUCUUGCUUCUCUGCAUCCUACCAACAGACCGUCUGUCACCAACCCUUGUGAGCUUGCAGUUGUCUCUCCUCAUGAGCAGUUAGAAUGACCAUGACACUUCCAUGGUGUCCCACAACUCAUCCAUCUGCUGGGGAAAACUGCAUUUAUUUAUUUUUUGUGGGGGUUGGAGGGGGAGCGAAGCUAAAGCUCUUCAGCUAAUUGCUAGGGAACUUUCAAAGACUGAAGUCAGCAUGCAACCUUGGUAAGUUUCCUAAACUCUCCUCCAGAGGCUUGCUUCCUUUCAGUUGCUAUCGAUAAUAUGAAUGUGAUGGCCCUGUGUCAAUAUAGGGUAGGAAGGGGGGGCAUAGCGAAGAAUGCUUAUCUUGCUUUCAUGUAUCUGAUGAGCAGAAGGAUCCAUUGGUCUUUAGCUGCAAUCAGGGGGAGCUUGGGUAACCCCAGGCUGCAAUGGUAGAUAUGCUAGAUGCAUGCAUUAUAAUCAGGAAAAUUCCUUGCAGGCAUGUGCAUCUUAGCCGAAAUUGCAUACCAUAAUGUGUAUAUUAGGAGAAAGUCAUGCUAAAAUGCUGAAGAAUUUAUCAUUUUUAAAAAAGCAUUUGCAAACUGAUUUGGAGAACGGAACGUAAGAUUAAAAAAAAACAGCAACGAGGAAGUGAGAGACCAAAGCAGACAGAUUUGCCAGUCCCUAAUUGCACUUGGCUUAUUUCAAAUGCUCCUGGCUGCUUCCAGAUCUGCCUUUAACAUGUUCAGGGGUGAAUGUCUUCUUCUGCAAACAAUAUGCUUGGUGAUCAGUAGAGUCUCAGCGCUCCCCAGCACUGUGCAAAGCAGCUGGGUGUGUGUGUGCGAGAGAGAGGUCCGGAGUGUGUGUGUUCAUGUGGUUAAAAUCAUUUGCAACGGAUGCAAAAACCUUAGGGUAUUCUGGAGGCUCCAGCCUGCUGGGAUAGGGUGCUCUUUAUUCUGCAAUAACUGCUCCUAAACCCAGAUAUAUGGAAGCAGCUGCGUCAUGUUAUGGUUUAUUUAUGUACCCCCAAGUGGUGAGCAUCAUAUCAAUAGGAAAGAAAUAUAUAAUAAGAGCACAAAUACAUGGAGUAAGUCAAAGCCAUAUAAAAUAGCAAAAUUACAACAUACCCACCUAGAUAUGUGUUAGGAACACCAGUUAACCCCACUUCAAGGAAACAGAAAAACCAUAAAGCAAGCCAGCCCUGUCUCUCACCUGGGGUGAACACACUCCCUUCCCAUCUCUGACCUGGGGUGUGUGUUUUACUAACUGAGGUUAACACCCACAUCAUAUAUUUCAAGCACUCUUCUUAUUCUUUAACAGUCACGGCUUCCCACAAAGAAUCUUGGGAACUAUUGUUUGUUAAGGGUGCAGGUCUACCAUUCCUAGACACCCUUAACAAACUAUAUUUCACAGGAUUCUCCACGUCUGCUAAAGUGGUGUAAGAAUGAUGUACAAUGUAUGUUGUGGUUGUCACCAGACUUUUUCUCUGGCACAGAAACCACUUCCUUCUCUGGCUGCCGUCAGCCAGCCAGCUGACUCAUGAACCCCAGAUUAUAAUUGCCAGAGCCUGGAGGGAAAAUCUGGAGGAAAUCCUACAAGCCUUCUGUCUCCCACCCAGGGGACCCACAAAACGCCGUGGUUAUCUGCUGGCAAGAGAAACACACUCUGUACAUCCUCAGAGAUGCUCUCAUCUAUCUAACUAUGUCACUUGUUUCAACAUUACACCGAGCCACUGAAAACAAGUUUCCAGGAUUGAGCCCAGAGGCUACAGGAAUCAAGCAUGGGGGCAGGGAGGUGGUCCUGGCUUAAACAAGCCUUGCUGAUUUUGAAGGUUUGUUCUCUUCCCCCUAAACUGGUGGUUCCCAACCAGUGUGCCGUGGCACCCUGGGGUGCCUUGAAUAAUAGUCAGGGGUGCCAUGGGCAACACUGGCCUCUGUCCCUCUUCCCUUCCCUCCCUCCUCUGAUGAGCAGUGGACCCGUAAUCUGGUGAACCGGGUUCGAUUCCCUGCUCCUCCACAUGCAGCUGCUGGGUGACCUUGGGCUAGUCACACUUCUCUGAAGUCUCUCAGCCCCACUCACCUCACAGAGUGUUUGUUGUGGGGGAGGAAGGGAAAGGAGAAUGUUAGCCGCUUUGAGACUCCUUAGGGUAGUGAUAAAGCAGGAUAUCAAAUCCAAACUCUUCUUCUUCUUCCUCUUGCGUCUCUGCCUCCCCAAGGCUUGCACAGCUGUUUGUUGCAGAAGCCCUGGCUAUAAGCUCUCCAGGCGAAUGGCGCCUCUGGUGCUGGCCAGGGGAUGUUUCCCAGGCCCCUGUGGGGCAGUGCAAAGAGGCACAUCUCUUUGGGGCAGGAGGGGGCAGCUGAGAGACUAGGGGUGGCAGCUGCAGAUGCCCAGAGGACUCCCAAGAAAAGGAGAGAGGAGGUUGAGGGCACACCCCACAAGGUAGGCUGUUUGAAAAAGGGUGAGAGGCUGCCAGCUCUGCAGGCAAAGGGCUCUUGAACCCAGGCCCAGACAGAGGGGAGGGGCAUAUGGGCCACUUGGCCCAGGCCUCCAAUUCCAAAGGGGGCCUCGAUCAGCAUAUUUAUCCAUAUUUUCCAUUUUGUCUUUAUAUGCAGAUACGGUUCAAGCCUUGAAAUAAAAUUAUUUGUCAGCAUAACUUUUGUGAAAAUUAUUUAUGUACUUACUUAUUUAUAAGACUUCAGUUAUCCCCAGGGUAAAAAAAAGGGGGGGCCCUGGCCCAGGCCUCUGCCUGGCUCUGUAAGGCUCUACUUGAACCCCACAGAGGAGUCACAGAAAGAAUGUAGUUGGUCAAGGGAGCCGUGGAUCCAAAAAGGUUGAAAACCUCUGCCCUAAACCGUCUCCUGAUGCCUUCCUGUUGAGGGCAGGUGGAUAACCCCAGAGUGAGCAGCCAUUAAAUUCCACUCACACCAGUUGUGUCCUUUAAAACCUCAGGACGUCUAUAAAUAAAUGUAUAUUCAGAUAACCCGAGCAAGCAAGCAAGAAGCAAUCAAGCAUGAAAUCACAGUUUAAGCCUAAAAUGACAAAGCUAGUUUUUCUUCUUCUUCUUCUUCCUCCUCUUCUUUUCCCUCCCCCUUUUUUAAAAAUAAAAAAGACCUGACAAUGCAUAAGAUUUCUUUCUCUCUUCUUCUUUUCUUUGCAGUGCUGUGAAAAAACGAAUUGUGUUUUAUUUUGGGAUUUCUGUCAUCCUAGGUAUUUUGGAAAUAUUUGCUGUGUCUCAGGGGAUUGUAGGAAUACGAGGAGUUUUCAGCAACAAAUUUUUAGCGAUGUCAAAAAAAGGAAAACUCCACGCAAGUGUAAGUAAAAAAAAAACCCAAGACGAAAUAAAAUACUGCAUUUCCAGGGUAUGUGAAAAAUGUCUCUUGUAGCUUGCAAAAGAGUGAAAAUAUUGCAAGGUCAUCUGCACUGCACCUUGUGAGAUUUGAGUCCACAGCUCUACAUAUCACUUCGUUCAUUUCCCACCAUUUCUUCCAAGGGGUUCAAGGUGGUAUAUGUUUAGGCUGAGAGACAGUGACUGGUCCAAGGUCACCCAGUGAACUUCAUGCCUGUAUAGGGAUUCGAACCCUGGUCACCCAGGUCCUAUUUCAACAACGCCACGCUGGCUCCCUGCUUACGAAAAUACAGAAGAAUGAAGUCCCCCUUGACCUUAAAUUUCUCAUCCCAGUGCAGCAUAAUUUUUGACCCAGCGUGCUGGGAUAGCUCAGUUGGUAGAGUGUGAGGCUCUUAAUCUCAGAGUCAUUGUAACUCACUCUACAUGGGGCUGCCCUUGAGAAUGACCCAGAGACUCCAGCGGGUGCAGAAUGCCGCGGCGAGACUCCUUACGGGGUCUUCGCUGCGAGAUCACAUUCACCCGGUGCUAUACCAGCUGCACUGGCUCCCGGUGGAGUACAGGAUCAGGUUUAAGGUGCUGGUUUUAACCUUUAAAGCCCUAUACAGCCUAGGACCCUAUGGGACUGCCUCUCCUGGUAUGUCCCAAGGAGGACCUUACGGUCUUCAAACAAAAACAUCUUGGAGGUCCCGGGCCACAGGGAGGUUAGACUGGCCUCAACCAGAGCCAGGACUUUUUCGGCCGUGGCCCCGAUCUGGUGGAACACUGUCACAAGAGACUAGGGCCCUGCAGGACUUGACAUCUUUCCGCAGGGCCUGAAGACAGAGCUGUUCCACCAGGCCUUUGGCCAAGGGACAGUCUGACCCCCUCCUCAUAGAACUCUAGCCCAAUGGUUGCCAUUAAUUUGAUUUUGAAUUGAUUUUAGAAUGAAUUGAUUUUAGAAUGCUGUGUUACUUUUAUUGUUGUUAGCCGCUCUGAGCCCGGUUUUGGCUGGGGAGGGUGGUAUAUAAAUAUAUUAUUAUUAUUAUUAUUAUUAUUAUUAGUUUGAGUCCCAUGCUUGGGGAACAAUAGGAUUCCUGAUCUUGACUAGAUGACCCUCCAUCAACCAUGUAUAGCGGCAGCCCAUCAAUGAUUUUGUUUCAAUAUCCCAAUGCUGCUGUCUGCCCAAGCUGUGUUGCACCAACUCUACUCCAAGGGUUCAGGUUUCAAAGCCCUAACAAAUCACUGAAGUUUCGUUGUCUCUUACUGGAUCCAUAUAGGCAUACAGCAAAACUACUUCUGCUUCUUUUGCCAAAUCCAACACGGGUCCCACUGUGGGUUAAACCACAGAACCUAGGACUUGCCGAUCAGAAGGUCGGCGGUUCGAAUCCCCACGACGGGGUGAGCUCCCAUUACUCAGUUCCUGCUCCUGCCAACCUAGCAGUUCAAAAGCACGUCAAAGUGCAAGUAGAUAAACAGGUACCGCUCUGGCGGGAAGGUAAACAGCGUUUCUGUGUGCUGCUCUGGUUCACCAGAAGCGGCUUAGUCAUGCUGGCCACAUGACCCGGAAGCUGUACGCCGGCUCCCUCGGCCAAUAAAGCGAGAUGAGCGCCGCAACCCCAGAGUUGGCCACGACUGGACCUAAUGGUCAGGGGUCCCUUACUGGCCCAGGAGACAACCUUCAACAGAUGAGCCUGCAAACAGGGUCUUCUGCAACCCUGGCUAGGUUUCAUCAUAGAUAGUGUAAUGCAGGGAUGGGAAGCCUCAGGCUCAUGGGCCAAAGUGGCGAUCCAGGCUCCUUUUGGCCCAGGCCACACCCUUCACUGGUCUUGCCUCACAACCAGGUUUUGCCUGGCUGGAAUGUGCCCAUCCUUCCUCUUGCUUGCCUGGAUAGAGGACAGAAAGUGGUGUUAUAAGAAAAACUGCUCCCUUUCUCUUAUGGGGUAUUCCAGAGCCCUUAUAGACUCCUUAAGUGGGUUCCCUAUUGGUAGGAGAAAUAACAGAGGCCAAUCAGAGUCAAUUGAGAAGCAAAGCGGCUCGUAAGCCUGAUCUUUAUUCAAGGAACUGUGGCAACAGGGUUCCCACUCAUCACACGUAGGAGGGAGGAGAACCCUGAACAAUGGUGCCCUUAUAUAGACUUUUGAAAUUUCCCACCCUGUAGCCCAAGACCACCUCCCUAAAACAUCAUACAUACAUCACAGAAGGAGGUGGUCGACAGCAGAGGAGGCAGUCUACAGCAGAAAUCCUGUCUGCCAGGAUACCUAAUAAUGGUCACUGAUUGUGUUACCUGGGCAGUCUAGCCAUUCUUUUAUGAUGGUUAAUACUUUAAUACCUGAAUCCAGGUCAUAGAUAAAGGUGAAGGGGCUCUUGACCAAUAGGUCUAGUUGUGGCCGACUCUGGGGUUGCGGCGCUCAUCUCGCUUUACUGGCUGAGGGAGUCAGCAUACAGCUUCCGGGUCAUGUGGCCAGCAUGACUAUGCCGCUUCUGGCGAACCAGAGCAGCGCACAGAAACGCUGUUUUACCUUCCCACCAGAGCGGUACCUAUUUAUCUACUUGCACUUUGAUGUGCUUUCGAACUGCUAGGUUGGCAGGAGCAGGGACCGAGCAACGGGAGCUCACCCUGUUGCGGAAAUUUGAACCGCUGACCUUCUGAUCAGCAAGUCCUAGGCUCUGUGGUUUAACCCACAGCGCCACCCACGUCCCGAAUCCAGGUCAUAGGCCCAUCCUAAUCAUACACAAAUACGCCCUUAGCGCAGGAUUUGCAAGCAAAAAGACAAUGGGAAGGCUCUUCCCAUUUGCCUCCCUUAUUGCAGAGGAAUAUCUGAGGAGAGUCAAAAUGGCUUCAGGAUUGCUUUCCCAUACUAUGAAUAUUUAUUCUAUAUUUGAGACCUUAAAUUUCUUGUAACAGUGGUUAUGUGAGCAUGUGUAGAAACUAGUCUCCCGAAUAAGGUUAAGAUGUACACUAAUUUCCCACCCACUUUUGCCUCUGGCUAUGCCUAUCCUGGCAUGUGGCCCCUGGCAGGUUAACCAGAAGAGAAUGUGGCCCCUGCGGAAUCCCCCCCCCACCGCUGUACGGGAAGAGUCCCUCUCAAGUGCUGCCUUGGCAGAUGCCCAUACAAAGAUGGCGGCCUGCCUUUGGCGUGGUGGCCCACAAGUUGAGCUGUUCCGCCCCAUCCCCUUCCCCACCGAUGUGAAAUCGUCUUGUUAUUUCAUGUUAUGAAAUUCUGACGUGAUUCAGCGGCUGCCAAAAUUAAAUAAGCCCCCUUCCUUGGCUUCUGGCUAAUUGCUGGGAGGAGGACGUGGUUGGUUCCAGGGGGAUCAGACAUGACAACCUGCUUCAGACAGGUCACCAUGAAAGGUUAAGACCCCCCAUUCUUCAGCCAAAUCAGCACAAGAAAUUAGUCGAAACCCGAGCCAAAUGUCUAAAGUUCACUGGGCUAAACAAUGCCAAUAAUGUAAAAACAGCAUCUGUUGUUCUUUGCUGCUUUGGCAGGGUGCGUUUAUUUUGUGGGAUAAUGAGUUCGAAGAGGCGCAAGGAAGUGCUGUGCCUGUCACUCAGGGAAGCUCUUUGAUUUUAACGGCGUUUUGAUUACUUCCAGCCGAACUAGAGAUAAAAUCAAGAACCACUGUUGUUUUUGGGUUGCGGGGGGGGGGGGAGGAGGAAGCGGAAGCAAUUCCGUGGGCUGUAAUAGGUUUCCCCUUCUGUAUCUGAGGUCUGGCCUUCCAUUUCAAGUGGUAAUCUAAUUAAAUUAUAAAGCAGUUUAUUUUUUAUUUUUUAUAAUAAGGAAACUGGAUUCAGGAGCAACAUUAAUCCUGGCAAUUAUCAGCUUCCCAAGCAGAUGGCUCAAUUUUUUUGUUCUGAAAGGAGCACUCAUCCACCCCUCCUGUUAUAAUGUUUCAGGCUAAAACCCAAUGCCCACAUAUACGAGGAGCAAGUUGCAGUGAAUCCGAGGACAUUUUUCUCCUGAGUAAAUAUGCAUUGGGUCAAACUCAACAUCAUCCUGCCCAGAAGCUUUUCCUUUUGUGAGGUUGUGUUCUCAGCAGAAGCUUUACCAUUUGAGGAAAAUAUGUAUCUGGAAGAGGACAUUUCUUUCUCUUCCUUUUACAGUUAAGUUUGCGGGUGGCGCUGUGGGUUAAACCACAGAGCCUAGGACUUGCCAAUCAGAAGGUUGCCGGUUUGAAUCCCCGCGACGGGGUGAGCUCCCGUUGCUCGGUCCCUGCUCCUGCCAACCUAGCAGUUCGAAAGCACGUCAAAAGUGCAAGUAGAUAAAUAGGUACCACUCCAGCGGGAAGGUAAACGGUGUUUCCGUGCGCUGCUCUGGUUCACCAGAAAGUGGAUUAGUCAUGCUGGCCACAUGACCCGGAAGCUGUAUGCCGGCUCCCUUGGCCAACAAAGCGAGAUGAGCACCGCAACCCCAGAGUCGGCCACGACUGGACCUAAUGGUCAGGGGUCCCCUUUACCUUUACCUUGCAAGCAAAAAGGCGAAAACAGACGAGACACCCGUAGGGCAGUUAAGGGUUCCCUCAGUGUGAUCGGUUCUACCAAACCUUUCUCACUCAUAUAUAAGAUAAUAAUCUGUGGGGUUUAACAAUGCAACACUGAACUCACUUGUCAUGCUCGUAAGGGAAUACCCAUUAGCAAGAAAGAGGCUGCCUUGCUGAUGUUCCCAACUUGCACAAAGGCAAAAUCGACAGAGGCAUCUUCAGUGUAGCAUCCAGUUUUAAUAAUUCUCUCCUCAUUGAUUGCAAAGGCAGCUGAGCAAGAUUAAUGCCCCGUGAGACAAAGGAUUUGCUCUUCUGGUUGACACAGAUCUUGGCAGGAAACAGAGGACCUGCUUCAGUAGCUUCAGACAAGAUCGCAUCGAUACUUUUUCAUCCUUUUGUACUAGCCCGGAUGGCCAGACAUAGAUUAGAAAGGAGGAAUGACCUUCAGAAGAGACAUCUGUUCUAUUGGAUGUCCCCCACUGUUAAUACUCUCUCAGGAUCCAUCCGUCAAACUAGUAUAGUGUUAGAAAUCCCAGAAGUCAGUCCCUUUCUCUCUCUCUCUGGAGCUUAUGUCUAGAAAAAAACUUUGCAAAAUCUAGACACCCCCUCCUGUCAUCAAAUAGCUGAAGGUAGGUAGAGAAAGAAAGUGAUAAAGAGCAGCAACAAUGUUUCUGUAUGCUCCAGUGGCAUUGCGGCUUUUGCUGCUGCCCGGAGCACACAUGCACAUGCUGAGCAGGGCAUGGAGAGUGAACAGAACCCACCACGCCAGCCUGUCCUUGCCACCGACACCAGUGGGUGGGGGCCAGGCAUGGGCAUAGCCAGGAUUUAUGUUGAAGGGGCAGGGUUCAUGUUCGAUGGGAGGGCAGAACCUCAGUUAAGUAUUUACCGUAUUUUUCGCUCCAUAAGACGCACAGUUUUCUUCCUAAAAAUUAAGGGGAAAUGUCUGUGUGCCUCAUGGAGUGAAUGCGUGGUCCCUGGAGCCGAAUUGCCCAGGGGCGAAAAGCAGAUCGUGCUUUUUUUUUUUUUUUUUUUUGGAAAGAGGGAAGUGGGUGUUGAAACAAAGCCGCUAAUGGGCAAGCGAUCGGGGAGGGAGAUAAGGGACGCUAGAGAUAAAGGAGGCUGCCUGGGAGUGGGGAGGCAACGACAGCAAACUUACAAAGGGGGGAAACAGGAAGACUAAAGCAAAAGAGAGAAAUUAGAAGAAAAGGAGGAACAAAAAACUGCUCCAGCUAAGGAAAAGACACUAAGGCAAACAAGAGGGAAGGGAGUGUUGAAAGGAAACAGCUGAUCAGUGGGAUCAGAAGAGAGAUAAGGGACUCUAGCAGCCUCUGCGGAGGCUGCCUGGGAGGGGGGAGGUAAAAGCCCAUGGAUCCCCUGGAUUUUUACAUUGGGUCACCCCAAAUUCACCAUCAGAUCACAUAGCAUGUCCAUGGCUACAGCCUUCACCAAAAAAACACGCAUCCACUGUUUCCUGGGGCUGCAAUGGUGCAAAAAUGUGGUUACAAAGCACGGAUCCACAUGGUUCGUCAGGAUUUUUGCAUUGGGUCACCCCAAAUUCACCAUCAGAUCCUCCUCCGAAAACUAGGUGAGUCUUAUGGUCAGGUGCGUCUUUUGGAGCAAAAAAUACGGUGUAUUGAUUUACUUGGCUACGCCCAUGGGGCCAGGUGCAGAAGGUUCAGAGAGCCCACUGUGCCUGUUAAGCCAUCACCACCAGAGCCAAGUGGGGCUGCAAGGAGGAGUGUGGCCGGCUGACCCGGCCCUUGGUAGGUGAAUUCCCCCCUGGUGCUGACUGGGCAGCCAUUCAGCAAUGGGGCUGGGGAUGUGGUGGCAAGUCCAGGUAGGGCUCCAGGCCCCAGAGACCCCUGGUGGCAGCCAUGGCAGGCCUGCAUGGGGGUGCCUGGUUUGUGCCCCUCAAAAUCAUUCACCCAGGGCUAAGCCCCCCCCGCCUCCCCCACUAUGCCUCUGGUGUGCCCUACAGUCAUGUUUUAACUAUCUCUUAGGUUGUGCAUGUAUAGGAGAGUGAGGUUUGGGUGUUGCAGGCUCUGGGAAGGUACCUACUGUGGGAAUGUUCGGGGAUGCAGGAGAGGAUAUAUUGUUUGGUUAUAGCCUUUCCAACUUGUGUUAACAAGUUCACAAUUUAGCAGAGUAACAUUCCCCUUUUUAAACUUACAGCGGAUGCGUUUGCUCAGGCUCGCUAAAGCCUCUAUAAUAACUGCUCAGGUAUUUCCCCCUUAUUCCCUCAUAAAAGAUAAGAUGCAACACAGUCUUCUAUAAAAGUAUAAAAAAAGAGUUUACUCAUAUUCUGUUCACAAUCGGAUCCCAGAAGGUAGACUUAGCUCAAAAAAGUAACAUACACCUGGAAACUAUCUCAUAAGGAGACAGUCCCUUUGUCCUCUCUUGGCUGGAAGCCCAGAGAGCAUGUUGCUUCUUCGAUGCAUGUAGUAAAGAGAGAGAGAGAGAUGGCUGCCCUGCCCUGUGCUUUUGUUGUUACCUGCACAGGUGAGGCCAUGUCCACUCUAGCAAAACAAGGAAUGUUGUAUAUGACUGCUCCCAGUGGACUACAUCCCACAUUUAUACGGGGAGGGAGUUCCACAAUUUGGGGGCCACCGAAGAACAUGCCUUCUCCUGCUCCAUCCCCUGCCCAUCUUCUGAAAGUGGCAGAGGCAGCAAGAGGGUCCUCUUUGCCAAUCUUAGCACCCAAGGGGGGGGGUCUGUAGGGAAGGGGGCAAUCUCUCAGAUAUGUGGGACCUGAGUUGUUUAAGUUUUAAAUGCUAACGUGUGCACCUUGAUUUGGUCCUGGAAAUGAACUGGCUGCUGGAUUUAUAUGUGAUCUCAGUGAAACCCUGGCUAGUAAUCUGGUCGCUGCAUUUUGGACCAGCUGAAGUUGCCAAAUAGUCUUCAAGACCAGCCCCAUGUACGGUGCAUUGCACUAAUCUAGUCUGGGAGUUACCAGUUCAUGGUGACCGAAUCAUUUCUGUCCGAAUGGGGCUGUAGAGCAGGAGUGGAGAAUGUUUUACCAGCCCAAGGGCCACACUGCCUCCUGAGCAACCUUCCAGGGGCCACGUGCUGUUGCUGGGCAGGGAAAGAGAGAAAAAGUGGGUGGAGCAAGAGUUCUGGCUCUUACAUUAGUACACUAGUCUACAUUCUAGCUAUGCAAAUAUCAGUGGUUUCUACACAAACACACCCCUCUUUAUCCUGAGGGCAAAGGACAAGAUGGUGUGGUCCCCAUUCUGUGCACAAAAUCUAGAUAGACUAGUGGUUGACUCAGACUUCAGCACUGGUGAUGGAACAGGGUAGCAGAGUCUUCCACCACUAGCACACAUUUCUAGCCACUUUCAGCCCCUUAGAACUUGCCGCAAGAACUUGCAACACUCUGCUUCUUGGAAGGGCCAGGCUUGUGGUGAGGCCUGGGGAGAAUCGCAAGGGCCCAACAGAGAAGCCUGGAGGGCAGCCUCUGAAGUUCUCCAUGCCUGAAAUGGAGAGUGGGAUCCCCAAAGCCAACCAGCUCCAGUCCAUUUUUCAACCCUAGAGAUUCCAUGGGGCAUCACAAAAUCCAUGAUCCCCAAAUUACUGGGGCAGGGAGUGAAGAGGCGGAUUGUCACAGGACAAGACCUCAUUGUAAUCAGAGAAGGAGAUGAAGGCCAUUCAGCUGCUAACCUCUCCAUUACUCUUUCCUCCUCUCCCUUAAUGAGUAGACCCUUGACAUCAGGACCCUCUCCCAUCUACCCAGACCUACUGAUGGAUGAGACACGCAUUUCCGUGCCAAAACAAUCCAAACUCCUUUGGGAGGCAAUCAUGUGGAAUUGUGUUCUCAGAUUUAUAGUGAGCAAGUCAGCAACGCUAUCAUCUUUCAGCUCCGCUAUAUUGUUAAGUAGCUACUUAGCUCAAUCUCUCUCCUUUUUUGGUGGGGAAGAACAAGAGGAAAAGGGAGCAAAAAUGGUUCUUCUUUUCACAUGCAACCCAUUGCGAUGGAAAUUUUGAAAGUGCUUCAUUAAAACCAUUGUCUCCCUUUCUCUCCAGCAAAAUGUUAAAAGGAGAUGAAAGGUUGUCAGGAAAGUUUUGUUUUUUUAAAAGACUCUCUGAGGGGAAAAGUUUUUUUAUUUAUUUUGUAUAUUUAUAUUCCACCUUAUCCUCCAUUGGGCAUAAGAAGGCAUAUCUGUGUUUCCGCUGCCCAUGUUAGCCUUACAACAACCUUGCGAGGUGGGCUGUGAGACACUGAACUAGUCCCAGGUCAGCCAGCGAACUUCCUGGGCACAUCUGAAUUCAUUACAGUCAAAUCAGGCCCCCUAAACCAGACCUUUCAUAUGCACAAGCGAAUACCAAAUGCCACUGUUUAACAAAAAAUAUAAUUUCUGUCCAUGUGCCCAUUGUUUCAGACAUCAGCUUAAGAGAUUGGAUAAUUCUGGAUAACAUCACUUUGAUCACUGGACUUGGGCAUUUUACAGCACUUUCCCCCACCCACCCCAAGGCCUGCUGGACACCUGAUGCGAAAUUUUGUAAAGAUUUUAUGGCCUAUAUCCAUUGAUUUCCCCCCAGGAUCUUGAACAGAGUGGCCAUAUGCUCUCUUUUACAGAGGGCAUUCCUAUUCGAGUAAACCCUCUGCUUAAAGGACUGCCUGGUCCAAGUCUGGUUGAAAGAUAAAGAACUCUAAGGCUGAGUAAAGCACAAUACACCGUCAUGUGAUAGACAACAAUCCCAUGACUGCAAUCAUGGAGCAGGAAUUCUAACAGUUUACCCCUCACAGAGCUACAAUUCACAGCACCCAUAACAAACCACGGUUCUCAGUAUUCUUUGGGGAGAAGUCAUGUGCUUUAAGGAAGGAGAGCAGGGAGGUGGUCUUCAACUUGCCCAUCACAGUCUUGACCACAGUCUUCCCCAUUACAGUAUUUUAUACUGUUGCACGCUCCACCAGGAGCUCCAUACACACUGCCCAGGCUUGCACCCCAGGAAGGUCAUUGCUAAUGCAGCAGUUUGACUUCACCCCCAGAGGCGCACUCCAUUGUCUCCUGAGGCAGAUGGAUGCCAACAACUCCCAGCAAGAGCUGCAUACCACCCAUCAUGUCUAAAUCUGCAUCUGUACAAUGAUUAGCAUUUGCAGAUUGUAUGCAAAACCAUGUCCACCCUUUGGGGAAAUGCUUAAGUGGCUAUCCUAGCCCCAUAUGAAAGUGGGGCUGGUGUGUACUCUGAGUGGCCAGAUGAGAUAAGACUAAAAAAAACAACCCAAUAGAUUUACCAACCCUUUAGAUUCAGGGCUUUUUCAUCUCAGAGUAGCCUGUGGGAUCAGGCCAAAGGCUCAUCUGCCUCCAUAUACGUUUCCCAUCUGUGGACCAGCCAGAGAUGUCUCUGGGAUUCUCACCAAUAAAGCAUGAAGGCAAGAGCACAUCCUUUUUUUAUUUCCCCCUAUGGCUUGCCACUGGGUAUAUAGAGCCCUGUGGAUGGGCUCCAAAAGUACUUAUCUUCCAUAAAUCAAACCUAUCUAUCUAUCUAUGACCCCUGACUAUUAGGUUCAGUUGUGGCCGACUCUGGGGUUGCGGCGCUCAUCUCGCUUUAUUGGCCGAGGGAGCCGGCGUGCAGCAGUCAUGUGGCCAGCAUGACUAAGCCGCUUCUGGCGAACCAGAGCAGCGGCUGGAAAUGCCGUUUACCUUCCCACCGGAGUGGUACCUAUUUAUCUACUUGCACUUUGAUGUGCUUUCGAACUGCUAGGUUGGCAGGAGCAGGGACCGAGCAACGGGAGCUCACCCCGUUGCGGGGAUUCGAACCGCCGACCUUCAGGAUCGGCAAGUCCCAGGCUCUGUGGUUUAACCCGCAGCGCCACCCGCUUAGCAUCUCACUCAGGUUACAGUUAAGUUGCACAUUAUUUCACCUCCCCCCUCCCAUGCAUCUUAAUAGUUCAAGACAUGCAAAUAAAAUGAAUGAUUAUGUGUCACAAUGGCCAGCUCCCCUCCAUUAGGGGGGAAAAAAUACUCCAAUCCAUUGUAUUCUCACAUAGGGUAAAAUUAGCUUUACUGGUGACUUGAAGCAUCAAUAUGGUGGACGUGUGCACUCUAUAUGCCCUUUACGGUUAGUUAAGUGACUGUUUCUUACCUUGCAUUAUGCUAGUCAUGCAAAAAGAAAAGGCGUUUCUGCAACCUCAUGAGAAAUUUCAGGGAGCUAAUCAGGAAGUGUGGACAAGAGAGAGUCUAAGGAAUAAUUUGAAAACGGGGGGAACACGUCUAUAGUAAUAAUAAUGAUGAUGAUAAAAUAAUAGUACUUGCUGGGGCUGAUGAGAGUUUUGGCUAUGCAACAUCUGGAGACCGAAAGGUUCUCCACACCCUGUCUAGAUCAAUAAAAUGGGCUUAGAAGUCGGGUUGUUGUUUAUUGGUGUUUAAAUCGUAUUGUGCAUUUAUGUGCCAUAAUCCACUUUGAGACCUUCAGGUGAAGGUUCAAUAAGAAAAAUAAGAAAUAAUAAUUAUAGGCCAACACAGGUACAGUGACAACCCUUUUAUAAAGCCAGCAUUUGCUGCUAUUGUCGUUUCCUCCUUCUAAUUCCCUAGGCCAAAUUCACAGACGACUGCAAGUUCAGGGAGCGGUUUCAAGAAAACAGCUACAACACGUACGCCUCAGCAGUUUACAGGACUGAGAAGACGGGCAGAGAAUGGUACGUGGCCUUGAACAAACGGGGCAAGGCAAAACGAGGGUGCAGCCCCCGGGUGAAACCCCAGCACAUCUCGACGCAUUUCCUCCCGAGGUUCAGGCAAGCAGAACAGCCGGAACUGGCUUUCACUGUCGCUGUUCCUGAGAAGAAGAAACCACCUGUUGCCAUCCCAGCAAAGCCAAAGGUCCCGUUGCCGGUGCCUCGGAAGAACUCGCCUCCGGUCAAAUAUAGACUCAAGUUUCGCUUUGGAUAGUAAUGGCCCAACUCUCUUCCACUGAGGAAUGUUGUUUUCUUUCUUUCUCAGGAGCGGUUGCUGCUUGUAUGCGACACCACAGGGCAGAAUAGCGGAUGGGAUUCUGCUCUGCAUUUCACUGCGCCGGGAGGUCCUUCUGGAAAGAGUCGUGUUCGUUUGGGUCCCUAGCGCCCAAGUUUAAUUCACUUUUUUUCCAGUAGCUACAAAUGAAGUGGAAUUCUCCAAGUGCUCAAAGGCGUAGGGCGCCAAAGAUGGGGCGGAAAGGUUGUUUGGGCACAGGUGGGGUGGGGACGCCUUAAUUUUCAGUCUCAUCUCUCUGCUUUCCAACUGCUGAGCAUGGAUUGUGCUUUAAACGGCUGUUCAAAACUGGCAGGCACUAUUGCUGCAGUAAUGUGUUUUCCUGCCUCGGCAGGGAUUGGACGAUAUGGCCUUCGAGGUCCUUCCCAAAUCUAUGGUUCUGUGACUGCUGCAAGAUGUGAAAGAUUACCUCAUAUGUUGAGUCUAUUUUUUUCUUCAAAUUCCUGAUAAUUGUUUUCUUACUGUGAUCUUUUCCUGUGAGAAGGGGGAGGAAAUUGCUCGUGUCCUUUCCAUGCCCCCCCCCCAAUCACUUUUUUCUGCACUUUUAAGAUUUCCCCAUCCCCGACAUACCUCAGACAAACAGAAGGUGGAGUCACCCAACUGGUUUAUCUCAUGAUUUUGAUUUUAAAGACAACUUUGGAACCCAGCAGGGGGGAAAUAGUGGCACAGCAAAUUUGAAAUAGUGAUGCAAUAAAACAAAAAAAUGAAAAGGUUCUAUAUGAACCCACAAGGCCAAAGCUUGUGGUUUUAACAUUUGCACGGUGUUUUGUAUACACCUGUUCUCUCCUGGAAGUCCUCUGUAGCGGAGUAGCCAUGAAUUUUUUUAGAUGAAAGCAAAAUUUAAAACCAAAUUGGAGUGUUCCUCUUCAGUCAGAACAGCCAAUGAAUUUCAAGGGAAGCCAAGACAGUUGGCUAGCAACAUUUCAUGAAUGGGGUGAGAUUGUUCAUUCCUACUUCAUAUGCACCAUCGGCUCCUGCUCUUUCAGAUUACCAUUUUGUUAUUAAGCAUUCAUCCUGAUUUGCUCAGCCAGUGGACAUAGGUCUUCCUGUUAGUCAUUCAUUCAUCCCAAACCUUUCAGUGUCCCCCCCCCCCACACACACAUCACUUUCCUAACAGCAAAAAGUCAUUUUGCAAAAAAGUGGGUUUCUUGUGCCAGGAUAACAGAGGGUCCGGCCCGGCCCACUGAUGAGGCAGGGUGAGGCACUUGCCUCAGGCAGCAGAAGUCUAAGAUUUAUUGUUUAAUAAUAUCCUUCCCAACUUGUGUUAGCAAGUUCUAUAAUUUAGUAGAGUAACAUUCCCUUUUUAAACUUACACAGCGGAUAAGUUGCUUUAGCCUCUAAAAUCAAUUUCCUGGUAAUUCCCCUUUAUUCCCUCCUAAAAAGAAUAGACAUGACACAGUCUUGUAUAAAAGGUAUAAAAUAGUUUACGCAUACAUCCCAGAAGGCAGACUUAAGGUACAAAAUAUAUACACUUGGAAUCUAUCCCAUAAGGAGAUAGUUCCUUUGUCGUCUCUUGGCAUCUCAGGUUAAGGAGAUGUUGCUUCUUCAAGGAAUGGAGUCAGAGAGAGAUAUGGCUGCUUGUGCUGUACUAUUUUGUUACCUGCACAGGUAAGGCAACACCCACCUCUGGUCACAUGUAGAGGAAGUUUGUCCCAGCCCAGGAGGAAACAGGAAGUUUAUCUACUGGCUGGACAAACAUCCCUCUCUAGGACUGUUGUAUUUGACUGUUGUGUGUUUCACAUCCCACAAGAGAGGCACCAGCAGUGGGGCACCAGCACACCCCUGCUUUGUGGGGGUUGGACCCUCACAAUUCUAUGACCCCCCCUUUCACCUCAAGCGCUGAAAUGGGACAAAGCACCCUUGCAAAGGACUUUGGUCUGCUUUAAUUGUCCAAACCUAAAUUUCCAGUAUGCACUUGAAACCUUAACCCUUUCUGCGAAAGAAUCUGGAGGAGACCUGGAUGAAUUGGUUGCUGUUGCUUUGGUUUGAUACCAUAUUUCCUCAGAUCACCUGAUUGGAAAACCUCAUUGUUCCUGGUAGGUCAGAUGAUCAGCGAUAUACUGUGCUCCAAAUAAACAUAUGCUCACGACAUCCUCACACCUUUCACCAUCCUGGAGAAAAGAGUGGAACGCUGAGGCUCCACAUUGUGUUGAAAUUUGUUCCCAGAAAGUAAUGAGUGGACAAUGUCAUAGAUUCCCCCUCCCAAAUAAAUAUGUACAACUUUCCUAAAAGAGGACAGGCCAGCCAUUGCUCCCCAAAGUUCCCCAUGCAUAUAUAUGUGAGCCCAGGGGAAUUUUGGGCAGUGCUCAUAAUGUGAAGAGGGUAGAAACACUGUUGUGUGACUCCAUCCUUACUUCUGUGUUGUUGUUAUUGUGUUGUUUUAUUUUAAAUUUUUUUUAAAAAACAAGGAUUGAUUCCACUCUUAGUAGAAUUUAGUUCGUUUUUCUUUUUUUCUCUAAAGAAAAUAACAGUACCUACCUUUGGAUUCC
Messenger RNA from Podarcis lilfordi (Lilford's wall lizard), 29436 nucleotides. The record is from the annotation of a GenBank genome assembly. Lineage: Eukaryota; Metazoa; Chordata; Lepidosauria; Squamata; Lacertidae.